UAUCCCGGCUGAUGACACUGCGGAAGUGUCACGCGCUGUGCAUCAUGCAGUAUUAGAACCAGCACUAGCAGAAAACAAAUCCUGCUCAUUAUUCUCUUACAAGUUUAAAGUCAAUAGCUAAUUAGGAUAACAGAGAAAUUCUAACGAUGGCUGAUUCAGGCUCAGGUGACCCCAGUGGUCAACGUGUGCCAACACCUGGAGGGAGCAAUAUAGGACUGCUGACGGGCCGCCGAACCCCAGCCGCCAUUUCUGCCACCCGUUUCCCCUCAAUGCGAUCACGAGACCUGACCUUGGGGGGAGUGAAGAAGAAAACUUUUACCCCCAACAUUAUUGGCCGAAAAGUCAAAGAGGAAACAAAAGUUGAAGUUGGGCAGAGGAGAGAGAAGACAGAUGCAGGCCGAGGUCGAGGUCCAAGAAAUAGAGGCAGGGGACGGGGUUUCCCAGACACCAUCCAGUCCCACUCUAUUUUUGAACAAGGACCUGCAGAGAUGAUGAUGAAAAAGAGAGGUUGUUAUGAAAGUGAGAGAGACGCUCCGAGUGUGGGACCUUCACCUAUCAUCAAUAUAAAAAAGGAGAAGAGAGAGACUGAGGAAGAAACCAAAGAGAUCCUACGCAGUUUGGAGCGAGACAAUCUUAUAGAUGAUCCCUUCCUAAGGAGUGAGCAGAGGAGCUGCCCUGUCCAGCUUCCCCUCGCUGUAUCAGGAUGGGGUUUCAAGGAGGAAUUUAGUAUGGCGGCUGUUAAGACUGAGAAGAUAGAGGAGGAUUGUGAACCCAUGCAGUCUGCAAUUAAAGUCAAACAGGAGCCAGAGGAGAUGGAAAUACAGAAAUCUGAGGCAUCUUUCAAGCCUCCUACUCUGCCAAAGCCUGAAGUUCUGCAUGACCUGCUGCACAGAUGGAGUCAGAGCAAAGCAGAGGAGCUGUUCUUCUUGCAGCUGCCUGACUCCCUGCCUGGCCAACCUCCCACCAGAGAGCACAGGACGGUGAAAACGGAGGUGCAGUCAGAGGAUGGACAGUCACUGCUUCUGAAAACAGAGUCUCAGGAAGAGGGGGCUGAAGACAACAGCUGCAAUCUGAAAGAUCUGCGGGAAGGUCUUAUAGGAAAGAUGCUGGUGCGGAAGUCUGGCCGGGUACAGCUCAUACUGGGACAGGUGACACUUGAUGUGUCUCUAGGAACAACAUGCGCUUUCCUUCAGGAGCUGGUCUCUGUUGGUACAGAAGGAAGAACAGGUGAUUUGACUGUAUUAGGAAAUGUCAAAGAGAAAAUGGUUUGCUCUCCAGACUUUGAGGCUCUCCUGGAGAGCAGGGCCUGAUGCUCAUCAGAGCAGCACAACCUUCUCUAGCUUGACAGAUGCAUUUGUCAUGUUGACAACAUUUUCACCAUUACUAUGAGCUGUCCCUUUAGAAUCUGGCAUCCAACACUAAAACAGUGGCCUCUGGUUGCACCUUUGUUUUUAGAGCAGCUAUGACAAUGAAAUACACUAUCGAAACACAAUAUAAAUAUGAAAACUAACUUUUAUUUUCUUCUUGUGGAACAGACAUUCAGGGGUCAGAGGUUUAAUGGUGUACCAAAUUUCAGUGUUUUCAUGUGUCUAUAUCUGAAAUUACUUGACAAGACUGUACAUGGAUGUAAAUGUGUGAAUAAAAAGGCUUUUGGGUA
Monopterus albus (swamp eel) is the source of this 1657-nucleotide messenger RNA. It is a transcript of the gene polr3d, whose product is annotated as polymerase (RNA) III (DNA directed) polypeptide D. Gene Ontology annotation, biological process: tRNA transcription by RNA polymerase III. The coding region runs from base 147 to 1310 and encodes 387 amino acids. Gene Ontology annotation, cellular component: RNA polymerase III complex. The record is from RefSeq and is a predicted model, not a curated record. Gene Ontology annotation, molecular function: DNA binding. The transcript has 9 exons. Lineage: Eukaryota; Metazoa; Chordata; Actinopteri; Synbranchiformes; Synbranchidae.